Molecule: messenger RNA, 1050 nt
Organism: Adineta ricciae
Lineage: Eukaryota; Metazoa; Rotifera; Eurotatoria; Adinetida; Adinetidae
Source: the annotation of a GenBank genome assembly
AUGUUUACAGCGGCGGCCCGUCGUGGCACAAUGCCACAUUCACAACAUUUGAGAACAAUGUCAGCACAUCAAAGCAAAAAUUCGAUCACAUUCGAAAGUAUCGUUUGUUCGCAAAUCGAAUUACAACGACGAGCAACAUCGUUCUCACAUCGACGAAAUACACUAUGUCGACCAUCGUCUCUAUAUCCAUUAUCAAAUCGAACGUCAUUAUUAGCACCGAAUUCAUAUUAUUCAUCGUAUUCGAGUACGCGAACGAUAUCAUCGAUGCCGUCGGACAUGACUUUACAAUUUUCGAAUGCAAGUAAAUAUAGUCGGACAUCGUCGACAAGAGUGGAGAGUGUUGCAGAUAGACAAUCGCUGUUUUCCAUGUUUUAUUGGGAUUUGAAUAGGAGAUCAUCGUCAAGUAAAAAGACUGAAAGACGAUGGAGUUUGGAUUAUCAGAAAGAAACUCCGCUUUAUUGGAGUUUACGUUCACGUUUAAUGGAAGAAUAUGCGGAAUCAGAAUCUCUACUUGAAUUUGUCAAGAAAACUGUUUUAGUAUUGAUGAAAACAAAAGAAGCAACAAUUUUUCUUUGUCUUUUUCUUAUUCUCCCAAUAAUUAUGCUCGGAACCGGUGUCAGUCAUCUAAGCGAUUGUCCACGUCAAAGUAAAUUACCCAUCUAUCUCUUCGUUGCCGGAGCUGUUUGGAUCACGAAACUUCUUCAGAAUAUCUGGCAUAAGUACCGAUUACAACAGAAAAGUUUAACCGAAGAAGAAGAAGAAUCCUCAUCUGAUCCGAAUGACGGACAAGUUUUUAUCGAUGUUUUGAUGACAUCUUUUCUGAUCAUUUGGUUCUUUUGUGGACAAUAUUGGCUCAUCACACUUGGAUAUCCUCCACAUUUCGAACAAGCUUUACAUAAUCCAGAUAUUUGGUGUCAUAAAACAGUUGUUUAUUGUUCAUUUGCAUCGAUUGUGAUCACCUAUUUUCUAGUCAUUGUUUUUCUAACUAUUGUUUUAUUUCUCGUAUGUUUUACUCGAUAUACGAUCACUAAACGAGCAUCGAAUCAAUAA